Molecule: messenger RNA, 1756 nt
Organism: Arabidopsis thaliana (thale cress)
Lineage: Eukaryota; Viridiplantae; Streptophyta; Magnoliopsida; Brassicales; Brassicaceae
Product: CCT motif family protein
Exons: 5
Coding region: 173-1327 (384 amino acids)
Biological process (GO): regulation of flower development
Cellular component (GO): nucleus
Source: RefSeq, marked reviewed
AUAACUUCCAUAACCUUCAUUAGUUUCUCCAGAAGAAACCUACAUCACUAGCUCCACUACCACAUUCAAGAAGCCUCCUUCAAUAAUCUUUCCCUUUUCCUGGGGAAUUUUCUCUCUGGAUUCAUUCCCGGAAAAUCAUUCACAAUUUGGAGACCAUAAAGAACACAUAAACAUGUCGCAGGACGUAAUUUCGUCUCAUGAGCAGCUCUCCAUGGAUGAGAUCACAAGUCCUCUCACCGCACAGAUCUUCGAUUUCUGCGAUUCACAGUUAUUUCAAGAAACCUUCAAUCAAACUUCUGAAGUAACCUCUGCUUCAAACGGUUGUGGCUAUGUCGAAAACAACAACACCAACAACUUUCCAGACAAAUCCAACAGUGGUUCGAAUCAAGAUCAUGAAGACAACAACGACAACGCUGAUUUAUCAAUCAUAUUCGAUUCACAAGAUGAUUUCGAUAACGAUAUCACAGCUUCUAUCGAUUUCUCUUCAUCCAUCCAGUUCCCAGCCUCCGAUCAACUCCAAGAGCAGUUUGAUUUCACCGGAAUUCAACUUCACCAGCCUCCGAACACUCUCUACUCUUCCUCCUCUGGUGACCUUCUGCCUCCGCCUUUAUCGGUUUUCGAAGAAGAUUGUCUUUCUUCUGUGCCAAGUUACAAUCUUGGUUCCAUAAACCCUUCUUCUCCUUCUUGCUCUUUUUUGGGUAAUACCGGUUUACCGACUUACAUGACCGUAACCGGGAAUAUGAUGAACACCGGUUUAGGAUCUGGUUUUUACUCCGGGAAUAUCCAUCUCGGUUCUGAUUUCAAACCAUCACAUGAUCAAUUGAUGGAAAUUCAAGCUGAUAAUGGUGGAUUGUUCUGUCCAGAUCCGAUUAAACCCAUCUUUAAUCCAGGAGAUCAUCAUCUCCAGGGACUUGACGGUGUCGAGAACCAGAACCACAUGGUGGCACAGCCGGUUCUCCCGCAGUUAGGGACGGAGAUAACCGGUUUAGACGACCCGAGUUUCAACAAAGUCGGAAAACUCUCGGCAGAGCAGAGAAAAGAGAAGAUUCAUAGGUAUAUGAAGAAGAGGAACGAGAGGAAUUUCAGCAAGAAAAUCAAGGUCUUUGUGCUUAACCAUCAUAACCGGAUUAAACCAGUGGUUAUCCAUAUACCGAUUUGUUCACAUGUUUUUUUUGUUAUAUUUUGUUGUAGUAUGCAUGUAGGAAGACGUUGGCAGAUAGUCGUCCAAGAGUUAGAGGAAGAUUUGCAAAGAAUGAUGAAUUUGGUGAACCAAAUAGACAAGCCUGUUCAAGCCAUCAUGAAGAUGAUGAUGAUGAUGUGGGGGUAAAGGAAGAAGAACAGUUAGUUGAUUCUUCGGACAUAUUUUCACACAUAAGUGGUGUGAACUCUUUCAAAUGCAAUUAUCCAAUCCAGUCUUGGAUUUGAGUUGGAUUACUUACUUGGUCUUAUGAUUUACAAAAAUAAAACAAAAAUAGUAUUGUUAUAGAGGUCUGUAAUUUGUAUAUUUAUUAGUACAUUUUUUGGCCAUGACUCAUAGUUUGUCGAAUAAGUAGAACAUAAGAAAAGAGAGAGAUGAAUAAUGGGUGUAGGCAGGUAAUCAUGAAUAAAAUUGUAGUGAGUGAGAGGGGUUGUUUAUGUUACAUAGAACAUUACAAAAUUUUGUAGAUAUAUAUUAUAUGGUAUGAUAAUUAUGAUGUCUAUUAAUGUAUUUGAUGGGUGUUGUAUAAAUAAUAAUCAUUUGAACAUUAUAAAUAAG